This is a messenger RNA of Rhincodon typus (whale shark), 5852 nucleotides long. It is a transcript of the gene ppfibp1b, whose product is annotated as PPFIA binding protein 1b. Gene Ontology annotation, biological process: neuromuscular junction development. NCBI's taxonomy places the organism in Eukaryota, Metazoa, Chordata, Chondrichthyes, Orectolobiformes, Rhincodontidae. Gene Ontology annotation, cellular component: presynaptic active zone. The record is from RefSeq and is a predicted model, not a curated record. Gene Ontology annotation, molecular function: protein binding. The transcript has 31 exons. The coding region runs from base 345 to 3359 and encodes 1004 amino acids.
UAUGCCGGACGUCACGUGACGUGAGGUGGGGAGGUUGGCGGCCGAACGAGUGAGUGAGAGUGCCUGUGUGAGGUGGGGCGGCUGGCCGACCGACUGGCGUCCACUCCCCUCACGCCCGUUCCGCGGGGUGGAGAGAAGGUGACUUCCAUCGCGUAGUGGUGCCGCCGCCCCUCCUCCACCACCAUCACCUCCUGAAAGCGGGUCUCUGGCUGUGGCAGGGUGUAACUAGUAAAAGUGAGAAGGAGGAAACUUGUGGUGGAUGUGGUUUACUGGAACUCUCCAAAUGGGUUUGAUAAGAUUCCAUGUAAGAGGUGUGGCAUUAACUGAUUUACAAGAUUAGAAAGAUGACUGAUGCCAGUGAGAUGUUGGCUGCUGCCUUAGAGCAAAUGGAUGGUAUCAUAGCAGGUUCAAAGUCUUUAGACUACUCAAAUGGUCUGUUCGACUGUCAGUCACCAAACUCCCCAUACAUUGGUGGGCUGCGUGUAUUACACCUAGUUGAAGAUCUUCGUGGACUGCUAGAGCUGAUGGAAACUGAGGAGAAAGAUGGAUUGCGGUCUCAAAUACCAGACUCAACUGCAGAACUUUUGGGUGAAUGGUUACAGAGCCAUCUGACAAAUGGCCAUAUCUCUGUCACCGGUGAUGCAUACCAGGAUAGACUGGCACGAUUAGAAGGAGAUAAAGAAUCCUUGGUUUUACAAGUGAGUGUUCUAACAGACCAGGUGGAAGCCCAAGGAGAGAAGAUUCGAGACCUAGAGAGUUGUCUGGAUGAGCACCGAGAGAAGUUGAAUGGCACAGAAGAGAUGUUACAACAGGAGCUCUUAAGCAGAACAUCACUGGAGACUCAGAAAUUGGAUCUAAUGGCUGAGGUGUCAAAUCUAAAGAUAAAACUGAGUGCACUGGAAAAGGAUAAGUUGGAAUAUGAAGAAAGGUAUAAAGAUACGGAGGGGUUAUUUCAAGAAGUUAAUGAUCUGAGAGUAAAAGUGGUUGAAAUGGAAAAUGAAAAAAUUCAGUUUGAUAAGAAACUGAAAUCAACCAAGGAUGAGCUGCUGCAGCUGAAGGAACAGUUGGAACAGAAAGACGCUGAGAUCAAGAGGCUAUGUUCUGAAAUGAGUUUCAAAACUGAAAUGGAUGAAAGUGACAGUGGGGCAGAGGAGAGUUAUAAAAAGAAGCUGAAGGAGAAAAAUCUUGAAGUGCAUAAAAUGAAGAAAGCAGUUGAAUCGCUGAUGGCAGCAAAUGAGGAGAAGGAUCGAAAGAUAGAAGAAUUGCGGCAGUCCUUGAAUAGGUACAAGAAGGUGCAGGAUAUGGUGAUGUCAGUGGCUCAUAAGAAAGUGAAAGAAGGUGACAGUGACGAAAGCCUCAAUGGGGGAUCUGUUGGAGUUAACAUAAGUGAUACCGUGGAAAUGGAAUUGGGUUCUUCUACUGCACCAACCCCAGCAGCAGAGCCAGUUGAAAUCCACACUAGCAUCCUUCAAGUGCCAAUUCCAAUAGUUUCAUCUACUCCUAAGACUCAUGCUCCACAGGUAGAUAAGAAGAUGGAGCCUGAAGUUGAAACAACAUCUGAUGUUGGUGAAAUACAGUCAAGUGAUAUCUCUUCAUUAAUUGAAGAAACUGUCAUAUGUGACAGUCCUAUAUUGUCAGAAGUACACAAGUUUGGCAGUCAGGAGAACCUGAGGACGGAAGAGGAGAACAAGAAAUUAUCUCUGGAACCUGUUCAGAGCCCAAUAGAGCUGGCAGGGAACAUUUUGCUCUUGAUUAAGAAUAAAGCAUGUAUGGAGAUUAGUAAGCUUGCAUCUCUGCCACCAAAGCCACCAAAUGGACAUCAGAAUUCGCUGGAUGAUGAAAGUGCAGCCUCAAAAAAAGCCAGAGCUUCUUUUGGCCGUGGAUUCUUCAAGAUCAGAGGUAGCAAGCGAACAGCUAGUGCACCUAACCUGGAUCGCAGUCGAAGUGCAAGUGCACCGAUGCUAGCUGAGACAGAGAGAGAAUCAGAGCAUGUGGAUACUGCUGGUCUCCCACUGCGUGCAGCAGAAGCUGAUGGUUGUCAGCUAUUUCCAACUUCCCCAGAAUUGAAAAAGAAAUCAAAAGGAAUUAAAAAAUUGUUUGGAAAGCUUAAAAGAAGUCAGUCAACCACCUUUACUCCUGAUGAUAUGACUGAUUCAGAUUUCAAGAGAGGUGGAACCAGAAGUACAUCAGGUCCCAAACUUGGCUGGUCCCGGGAUCUGCAGCAUUCUAAAACUGAUCUGGAUGCUCCAUUUGCAAAGUGGACCAGAGAGCAAGUGUGUAACUGGCUGCAUGACCAAGGAUUGGGCAUGUACGUAGGUGGUUCCAAAUCCUGGAUCACUUCAGGCCAGACUUUGCUGCAUGCAUCUCAGCAGGACCUCGAAAGAGAGCUUGGGAUCAAGCAUCCGCUACAUAGGAAGAAGUUGCAACUCGCUCUGCAAGCAUUUGGCUCUGAAGAAGAAGAUAACAAGGGAAAGCUGGACUACAACUGGGUGACAAGGUGGCUGGAUGAUAUUGGAUUACCCCAGUAUAAGACACAGUUUGAUGAAGGGAGAGUUGAUGGUCGAAUGCUUCACUAUGUGACCGUGGAUGACCUGUUGUCGCUGAAAGUUGGCAGUGUUCUUCAUCACCUCAGCAUCAAGAGGGCAAUUCAGGUUCUCCGAAUAAAUAAUUUUGAAGCUAAUUGUCUUCGUAGAAGGCCGUCUGAUGAGAAUAACAUCACCCCCGCUGAAGUCUCCCAGUGGACAAAUCACCGAGUGAUGGAAUGGCUGCGAUCAGCAGAUUUGGCAGAAUAUGCACCCAAUUUGCGUGGUAGUGGUGUGCACGGUGGAUUAAUGGUUCUGGAACCUCGUUUUAAUGUGGAAACACUAGCGAUGCUGCUGAAUAUUCCUCCCAACAAGACUCUGCUUAGACGACACUUAGCUACUCACUUUAAUUUGCUGGUUGGUCCUGAUGCUCAACAGCAGAAACGAGAGGCUGUGGAAUCCCCAGACUAUUCUCUCCUAACAGCCACUGCCAAAGUAAAGCCAAGAAAGCUGGCAUUCAGUAAUUUUGGAAGUUUGAGGAAACGAAAACAGGAUGAAGAAGAAUACGUAUGUCCGAUGGAAUUGGGGCUUCCUGCAGGAACUGGCUUCAGACAAGGAAAUAAACAAGGACGAGGGAUAGAACUACGAGUAUAUAACGACGAAGACUUGGACAGGAUAGAGCAGAUGGAUGAUUCUGAAGGAACAGUGAGGCAAAUUGGAGCAUUCUCUGAGGGAAUCAAUAACCUAACACACAUGCUAAAAGAGGAUGAGCUGUUUAAAGAUUUGAGUGCUGGCUCCCCGUGCACCAGCAUGACGGAUGAAGACUCAAAUGUGUAAUUGUGAAUCACAACUCGACGUCUUGAAUAUGGACAUAGCUUUUUAUGGGAGUUUUUUGGACCAACACUACAAAAUUUUAAAUUCCUGCACUACUAAUACCUUGGUUCCAUGUCACAUUAUGCAAAUACAUAACAGUGUACAUUGAAUUAUUUCUCCUGUUUGGAAAGAUCUUGUACCUGUACUUUUGCAGAAAAAUCCAAUCAUUGUCAGAACCAUUGGACUGCAGUCCUUUUUGAGAAAAGUAAAUGCCACACGUUUUGAAUUUAAAAUUCAUCUUGUUUAAUCAGACCGUAGAUGCGAGUAAUUUAUUUUUGUAGAUUCCAUUGUACAGUGGUUCAGUACAAAAUUAAAUGCCAACUCUUGUAUGAUUUUUUUUCAUCAAGAUAUUGGGGAACUUUUAAUAAGAUAUGUGAAGAGCUUAAAGUGCUAGUGUUUCUGCUGGCCUGAUUACCAAACUCACUCCUGCAGUCUGGUCUGACUUCCAAACCCAAUAAAUUGGGUUCAGCAGCCAAAAAACUCUUAUUAAUUAUGAGAAUGAAGCAAUAUUUCCAGAAUGCCUUAAAUAACCAAAAAUACUGCCAUUUUAUUAAUAUCACUUAUUUUACAUUGAUUUUGCCUUGUCCUGCCACAAUACAAAUUUUGUACUUCUUGUAAUGUCUUUCUUAAUGGCAGGUAAAAGGGCAUGUUUUAUAACAAGCAACUUAUACUGAGAUUACUGACAAGUGCAGUGAUUUAUGUUGAUGUAAGGAUUGCAUACCAGCUGGUUACUGGCCUAGAAUCCGCACAGAAUUUAUCAAGUAUUUUUCAAAAUGUGAGGUUUGAAGUACUGUAAUUCCUGUUUUGUAAUCUGAACUGCAAUUAUAAUUUAGCAAGUCUUAACAGAAUUGGACUGUUGGGGUGGAACCAUAUUCAUUUUAAGUGUCUGGAUAUUUUAAAUGGUACAUACCACAUUGUGAGAACUAUUUCUAUUUCUUAACCAGAAGGGUAACUGGCGAUCAUGUUGCUGAUCAGUGUGGACACUGUUUAACUGACUUAAGCAAUUUAAUUAUCCUUCAUCAUGUAUACAUCAGUAUCUUGCAAUCCACUUGGAUGGUUGAGUUGUGUGGAAAUUACACAGCACAGUGGCUCAGUGGUUAGCACUGCUGCCUCAGCACCAGGGAUCUGAGUUCAAUUCCAGCCUCGGGCAACUAACUAUCUGUGUGGAGUUUGCACGUUCUCCUGAGUCUGCGUGGGUUUCCUCCCACAGUCCAAAGAUGUGCAGGUUAGGUGGAUUGGCUAUGCUAAAUUGCCUGUAGUGUCUAGGGUUGGAUGCUGUUCAGCGGUUUGGUGUAAACUCGAUGAGCUGAAUGGCCUGCUUCCACACUGUUGGAUUCUAUGAUCUAUAAUCUUAAUAUCAAGUCUAGCUCAGUAUCAGUUUAAAAUCGAUUAUCAACAUCCAUCCUGUCAAGAGUGGACUGAGAUUCUUGCUAACCUAUUUCUAUACAUCAGUGCUAUAAAUUACUUAAUAUUUCUGCAUUGGAAAUGCAGUCAACUUAAAUAUGGAAUCCUGAGCAAAUGCUUUUUACAGAAACAUGAACCUUUUCUAUGCAGCAUUUUGUAAUUGUUCCGUAUUGCAUAAUGCAUCAAUAGUAAUAUGUAAUUUUGUUCCACAAAUAUAUAUUUUAGCCAAAAAUUAUGUCCAUAUGACUUUAAAAUUUAAAUAGUCUCCUUAUUUAAACAUCAGGAAGAAAACUAAUCUUUGAAAGCUACAGCUUCCUGUUUGCUCAAGUCUCUGAACACUAUAUGUAUUUUUCUACACUCUUCAAACAUAAGACAAAUUACGUUGGUAUCAUUGAAAAGAAAACUUCAAUUUUGAGGGUAAUCUACUGGCAGUCAGGGAGUCUCUGAAGCAAGAUUUUCAAAACAACAUCACAACCACUUGUUUCUGAAUCUGAAAACUGUAACCCGGCAUCAAACCUGAUGUUCAAUGUGCUUUAUAUUUUUUAUUUAUUUCACUGUUAAUGAUGCCAUUAUUCUGCCAUAUACAUUAAUGUUGAGGGUUUCUUGUGCAAUGUUUGUGGCAUAUCUAUGUAUUUAGUAUAUUUCCAUUGAUAACAUUUAUUUGAAAGCAGUAACCUUUUUUGCAAGAUUUUGUUGGGCUCCAAAGUGUGUUGAAAAGAACUCAAGAUUCUUGCAUCAGCCUCCAAGAACAUGAAGACUCAUUUUAGUGGCUGUGUGAAUUUUCUUUCCAUUCCUGUCUUAAAGUAAAACUAGCUUGUUCGCUCAUUGCAUUCUGUGAAGGUACAUUAUGGGCAAACAUUGGAACAGGUACAGUGUGUGCCUCAUAACAACUACCCAAAAUACCUUUGGAAGUAUUGUUUUUUGUCUCCAGUUUAGUGGCCAAGCUUCUUUGAAUGCAAUGUCAAAAUCAACAUUUAUUACAGAAUUGAUGUUUCUAUUAUCCAUUGCCCUCAAUUGUAUGUUUCACGUGAAAAUAAAAUAUUGCAUAAUGUA